This is a messenger RNA of Leishmania braziliensis MHOM/BR/75/M2904, 3684 nucleotides long. RefSeq lists its product as hypothetical. NCBI's taxonomy places the organism in Eukaryota, Euglenozoa, Kinetoplastea, Trypanosomatida, Trypanosomatidae. The record is from RefSeq and is a predicted model, not a curated record. The coding region runs from base 1 to 3684 and encodes 1227 amino acids. The transcript has a single exon.
AUGUCAUGGGUUCGUGUCAAGUGCAGUGAUGGACAUAGCUACGCAGCUCCCUCUCACGGGCGGUCUAUUCCAAAGCUCGAUGGAAUGGCGAGGCUCUUUCAGGCCCCAUUUUCUCUUCGGCAGCUACAUACCUUCACCACACUGAGCAACAAUGCCCCUACCGUCUCUAGCUGGGGCAACAACGACUUAUGUGGCAUUCUUGGCACGGAUGAGAGCGUGAACUCGUGCAUCAUGGUUGAUCAACGCGACUUGGGCGACCAUCUUGGUCUCACGACGGUCGCCGUCGGUGACGAGGGAGACACAGAGCUGGUGGAGUCACCGUCACUGCGACUCCUGCUCGAUCGUGUAUUUGCCGUGCUUAUCAGCACAAACGGAGGUGGCGUGCAGGUGCUAUUGGACGCACUCUGUACCCGCGCACCGCCGCCGCUGACGGCAGUGGCGAGGGUUGAAGCCGCUAUCGUGCAUGAGGAUGAUGGUGGGCGACGUGUGCCACCUGAGCUGUGGCUCGCGCGCACGCGAGGGGCGGGCAGCACUCUGCAGGACACCUCCUGCAGUGUCAGCGCCUCAUCGAAUCAGCAGUUCUUGGUCAGGCUUAGUCAGGACUGCUCCGCCGUCGGGGAUGCAGCCCGGGAUGCAGAAAGGCUGUCCCUGCAGCCGCCCCCUUCGAAUAUGGCGGCCAUAACACUGUCGAACCAUGCAGCACGCGCACCACCACAGGUGGUAUCCACUCUUACCAAUGCGCUGCCUGCGCAUCCAUCAAGCGCAUUCUCCGAAUUACCAAAGUCCCCCUCACUAGUGACCCGCUCUCCCCUGAGCUACGCCGCUGCGUUGCGCCGUCGCUCAUUACUGUUCUUUCUACCGCAAGGUGUUGUGCCACUGAGCGUGCUAGGGAUUCACCUUGAGUUCUCCGCGCGAGUAGUGAAGUGUCAGCGGAGGGCAGCCAAACCCGUACCCUUCACUGGUGGGGCCAACCCUCAAACAGCGCUAGGCACUUGUACAGGAGGUGCUUCUAUCGCUACCGAUGGUGCUGCACGAUCGCUUUACGCCGUUCUUCUUGAAGGUCUAAGGCGCGUGCGCAUCGGCCCUGUACGGACGGGAGGGGCUCCCAAGAGCGACUGCGCCUCUUGCAUGUCCACGCGAUGCUGCUGCUGUGCGGUGCUGCUGCACUGUGUUUCGCACUUGCGACGACAGAGUGGUAGGCUUCUCGCAAAGAGCUCCAGCUGGGCCGCUGUGGCACGCACAGCUGAGGAGAGUGGCAGGGUGUUGGUGUGGGCAAUUGCGCGCUUGCUCGCAGGGAGCGAGAGGCUGAUGAGCGCGCGCCAGGCCACAGAUCUGACGCGCCUCAUCUUGUAUGACCUUUGGGCUGAUAAAGACUCGCAUGGCGCCGAGGGGACGGCCACUGAGGCGGACGGUGCCGCACCAUCAAUGUUGCAAACAGGCAUGACGCCUCUUGUGGCUGUUUACUCGCCAUCUGGCCUGCUCUUUGCCUCUGCAAGGUUCUCGAUGUUGCUCAGCCACGAGGAGCAGGUUUUGCUCUCGGCUGCUGCGAUCGACCGUUUGGCUCGCUACGCGGCGCCUCGCUCUUCUGUCAGGUCUCAUGCAAGUACGCCAGCCGCCGAUGCGCUCAGCUGGACAUCCUGGCCAAUGCGCGUGGGUGAGGCCGCCGGCAUGUCAGCCGGUGCGGUGGUGAUGGACGUGCUUCUCAUCACUGUUGGCGACGCCUUGGCUUUUUGUCUAGCCUUUCCGCGUGCACCAUUCUCGUCAUCUGUGCCACCAACGGCAUCCAUUCUAUCAGUGCUGUCGCUUCUCGAGUCCACCGUGGCAAAAGCCCGUUCUCAAGCCAAAGCGCCUUCGGCAAUGACGACUGCAUCGCUCGCGCCCGCGCUUGUGUUUGCCUGUACGCACAGCACUGCUCCUUACACACCAACUUUCCACGAUUCUCUUUUUGCCGUGACAGCACUUGAGGAUGCACUGGACACGUCGAAGACGACGUCGUCAGGCGAGUCAGCCGACUCGGCAGCUGGUGGGCUGGUGGGCGUCGCGCAACACCUGCACCAGUUGGUUUUGCGAGAGGCCUCCCAGUCGAGGCUGUCGAGUGGACCGGGCGCCGGUGCCACGGUGGAUAAUGCACCGAGUUUCGUUACCGGCGCGGCAUCGACACCACAUCAAGCGAACAUGAGCACUACGGUAGAGGAGAGCACCUCCAGGAAUAGGACUGACAAAGCUGUACGGGGUCCGAGUGGCGUGUCAAGUGCACUUCACAAGAUCUUCUCGUGCCUUCCGCUGCCUCCCAAUGAUCCAAACAGAGGUGUCGCCUCCUCGAGGCAACGGUACAUCACCGCCGCGCAGCAGCAAUCCGCGGCUUACUUAAAUCAGUCGAGGAAAGGAGGGCAUCUGUCGUCGCUGGUACCGGUGGCAAAUACGAGUAUGCUACAGAGCAGCAAUCCAUACACCGCUUUUCUGCUGGCCAUGCCGCUUGAGGAGAUGCUAUGCUACGUCUCUGCCCUCGUCACCCGUAAUGAGCUAGGCACGCUGCGGUCAAGCUAUGAGCUGGGGCUGCACUCGUUCUUCUUUCUACAGCGGCCGGCAGUGGCAGCAGCAGCAAAGCACCGAUGCGCUGGAUCUGCUAAGGUGUCAGGGUCACGACCACACAAGAGGAAGAACGCUGUCGCGCAGCAGCUGGCACUACCAGCGCGGUUCGGCAUAUCGUUUUCACGAUUUCGCUUGCAGCAGUCGCCUUGUACUCACGCUGUCAUACCGGAGGAAUGGGCAGACGCGCAUGGCGCUCCAGAUCGAUCUGGCGGUCGACUAACCUUCUUUGAGGACCCAUCGCUGCUGCUGCAGCUCAACGCGCAUGGUGUGUCACUCGCAGGGUGCACUCUAGACGAGGACAAUGGGAACUAUGAAGGCUGUGAGGCCUCCCCCGAAGACGCCGACCAGCGGCCGAACGAGACCUCUUCAAGGGACGCCUCGCUAGAGACGCAGGUAUCCGUGGUUCCCGUGUGGACACUUCUACAGGCUGCACCUGAUGAGUCGUUGGGGGACGGAGAGCUCAGUGGUUCGGACACAGAGACGAGCGACUCAGACUCAGCUGCCGCCGCCGAUGGUUUCCAUGGAGUUCAUAGGUCCGUUCCACCCAGCGUCGACGAAGACGCGCAGCUGGUUACCUCGCUUCAUUACGCGUAUCCGCAACGUCUCCACCGCCGCAGGGCGGCGCCUUUAUUGGUAACGGCAAAGCUUUCCACAAUUUCACCUGUCAUUCAGGAUGCAUCGUCCUCCACUUCACCGCAUCUACAACCAUCCGCCUACCCACCACAGGCUCACGCCACUAACGCUCGAAGCGCGAAGUCGAAGCAAGAGCGUGCUACCGAGGUAUUGUGCCAUGUGGAGGCGAUUGUGAGCAUCUGCGGCGACAUUACGGGAAUACGUCAGAGCAUAGUGAUGAAGGCGCUGCAGCGCCAUGCGCUCUCUAGCUCAGCUGAGGCACAGCUUACGAGUGGGAAUCCCCAACACGGCAGCGGCGAGGGCUCCGCGUCAUCCGCUGCUGUGACACCUGACAGCCUUCCAGCAGAGUGGGAGUACGCUACUGAUGCUCCGCACAAGAUGGCGGAUUUGUGUCGCGAGGUUGUGUGGUGUCAGGAGGCGGCCUUGGCGCUGCUGGAGGGGGCUUCGUGCCUCACAUAG